Molecule: messenger RNA, 396 nt
Organism: Histoplasma capsulatum G186AR
Lineage: Eukaryota; Fungi; Ascomycota; Eurotiomycetes; Onygenales; Ajellomycetaceae
Exons: 3
Coding region: 1-396 (131 amino acids)
Source: RefSeq, a predicted model, not a curated record
AUGCGUCCAGGUGGGACAACGACGGAUUGGGUCUGCUGGCGGUCGCAUGAGAAGCCUGCAGGACACUCCGUGUUGCGACGGGGGGCGAAGAGAAAUCUGGCUUCGAAGCGGAAUAGAAUACAGGCCAAUGCCGGACACGGCCCAAUUUGGGGCAUUUUCCAACCUCGACGUCUGCAGCUCAUGCUGGCAAGGUUUUGGCACGGUCUUGGAAUUUGUUGUAGACUCCAGAGCUCCGGCCAGUUCAUACUCUCGUUGGCUGUUGAGCAAUUCUCCUCUUCUUCGACGUCAUUCUCCCGAUCAUGGGGUUUUGUCAGCCCUUUCCAGCACCAAUUAUCCAACGCUGCAGGUAUCGCUGAGGGCCAGGCGGUGCUCUGUCUUUUGAAGCUACAUCCUUAG